This is a messenger RNA of Neurospora tetrasperma FGSC 2508, 1032 nucleotides long. RefSeq lists its product as uncharacterized. The transcript is spliced from 3 exons. The record is from RefSeq and is a predicted model, not a curated record. Gene Ontology annotation, molecular function: C-8 sterol isomerase activity; steroid Delta-isomerase activity; cholestenol delta-isomerase activity. Gene Ontology annotation, biological process: sterol biosynthetic process. Bases 1 to 1032 code for a protein of 343 amino acids. Gene Ontology annotation, cellular component: endoplasmic reticulum; membrane. Lineage: Eukaryota; Fungi; Ascomycota; Sordariomycetes; Sordariales; Sordariaceae.
AUGUCCUCCUUCCUAAAGUUUCUCGUCUCCUCCGGGGACGCCAGCUCCUCACGCCGGCACAAACAUCCUUACUACCCGCGCGAGGUUGUCGUCCCCAACUAUGCGCCCAACACGUACACGCUGCCUAUGGUGCUUGGUGCUUUUGGUGGAGCCACGGCCCUCUUGAUGGUGGGAACGGUGGCCAUUGGCAAGAAGGUUAAUAAGCAGUUGACGUGGAAGGAUGCGGGGGUGUUGGCGUGGUUUACGCUAUGCUACUAUGUGCUCAACCACGCCACCCUCGCCAGCAAGCAGGACAUCUUUGCUCAGCUGUGGAAGGAGUACGCGCUGUCCGACUCGCGGUACAUGACCUCCGACCCAUUCAUGCUCUGCAUUGAGACUCUGACCGUUCUCACAUGGGGCCCUCUCUCCUUCCUGACCGUCUUUGCCAUCAUCAAGGGCAACACUAGCCUCCGCCACAUCACCCAAACCAUCGUCAGCGUUGGCCAUCUCUACGGCGUCGCCCUCUACUUCGGCACCUGCUUCUUCCAGGAGAAGUUUCGCGGCAUUUCGUACAGCAGACCGGAAACGCUGUACUACUGGGUUUACUACGCCGGCAUGAACGCGCCUUGGGUUAUUGUCCCUGCUAUCCUCCUCUUCCAAAGCAGCAAGACCAUUAGCCAAGGUCUCUCGGUCCUCAACAAAGUCAAGAGCAUGAAGGGCGGCAGUUCAUCCACCUCCGGCAGCGGCAGCAGCAGCAGCAUUUACAGCGGCAAGGCGGAGAGCAUCAGAUCGUUUGAUGGCAGCAGUGAGAGCAAGAGUAGCAACAGCAACAGCAGCAGAAAGGCCGACAAGGAAAGCAAGCGCGAGCCUAGUAGGGAUAGCAGAGAUGGGGGCGAAAGGAGGAAGGAUCGCGUGUCGGAGCAGGCUGCCUAUUUCAGAGACGAAGGCAGGCCGGAGAGCAUUGCGGAGAGCAAAUAUGAGAUUUGGGAGGAGAACAGGGCGGAUGCGAGGGAGCAGUUGAGGAGGAAGAGGACGACAGGUCGGAGGGAGUAA